AUGGACGGUCCGAAGAUAGACGCGGAGAGCCGCAUAUCUGCUGGGAAUGGACUUUUUGUUCGAACGUCGUGUCCUCCAUCAUCCCUACUAUUUGUGGUGCCACCUCAGGCAUUGAUGAAUAUUAAGACGUUAAAGUCCCUCCAUCCAACGUCUGGACCCACGCCAUUGACAGCUACGCAAAUGAUAUCUCUACAUCUGUGUAUCAACCGUCCGCAUGGAAGCGAGGAUUCUCCGGACCCUCACUAUGGUCCAUAUAUCUCGACCUUGCCUAGGGAGUUUGAUAGUCAUCCUUUGACUUGGCUUGUGCGAUCAAAAAGUGGCAUAGAGUCCGGAGGGGUCCCACUGCUUGGAUAUCUCCCGCCGAGUGUCCGUGCAUCCUUGGUUAAGCUGCAUGACCGAUUUUGUCAAGACUGGGCUGCAGUGCGAGCGUACUUGACUGCGAAUUCCUAUGUUUCCUCAAAUUAUGACGCCCAUUUGGACGAUGUCGAUGGUUCUACUCGCAAUUACGCGUGGGCUUGGUUGAAUGUCAAUACUCGCUGCAUAUAUUACCGCCUUAAACCAUCGAAGGAAGAUCCUGAUAAUCUGACUUUAUGUCCCAUCCUCGACUUUGCCAACCACACCCCAAAUGGGUUGCAUAUGACUCCAGUUCCAUCAGAGGCCGAUAUUUGGGACACUGCGCCGGUCAAGCCGAUUGGGAAAGGAUUUAGAUUCGUCUCUCCGGCCGAUGAAUCUGUUCAAGAGGGCGAGGAGAUCUUCCUGACUUACGGGGCCCAUCCUAACCGCACGCUGUUCAUUGAAUAUGGAUUUGUCAACAAGUCAUCAGCCGAACCAGACGUUACGGAUGGCGAAGUCGAUGUGCAAGAUGUGGUGGAAUCCUUGAUACUUGACCAGAAAUCCGGUGCUUUCGUCAAAAGCGUCCUCGAAGACGAAGGGUAUUGGGGAGACUGGACCUUAUAUUGCUCGGCGGAAUCAGCGCAGCCGUCAUGGCGCUUGAUAACAGCACUAAGGCUUCAUCAUCUCGUUGUCAACAAUAAUAUCCACGAUAACGCCAUUCAACCAUGGCGCGAUGUCAUAGCGGGCAAACAAGAAACGAUAUCUGUCGGAAACGAAAUCGCUUGGAAGCAGUCGUUGAUCACAAUUUGCGAUACACUCAUCACCAGAGCCCAGACCAGUCUGCGCUAUCUGAAGAGUGACGAUGCCGAGAUGUAUAGUGACGGUUGGCUUCCCUGGAUGCGCGAGAAUAUACGGACGCUUUGGAGGGAAGAACUAUUGGUAGCCACGGUCGUAAAACAGUGUAUCCUAAGGGGAGAUGAUUUUUGA
This is a messenger RNA of Suillus paluster, 1320 nucleotides long. RefSeq lists its product as uncharacterized. Gene Ontology annotation, molecular function: protein binding; protein-lysine N-methyltransferase activity. Lineage: Eukaryota; Fungi; Basidiomycota; Agaricomycetes; Boletales; Suillaceae. Gene Ontology annotation, biological process: peptidyl-lysine monomethylation; peptidyl-lysine trimethylation. The record is from RefSeq and is a predicted model, not a curated record. The transcript has 6 exons. Bases 1 to 1320 code for a protein of 439 amino acids.